Messenger RNA from Phlebotomus argentipes, 452 nucleotides. RefSeq names its product probable small nuclear ribonucleoprotein G. NCBI's taxonomy places the organism in Eukaryota, Metazoa, Arthropoda, Insecta, Diptera, Psychodidae. Gene Ontology annotation, molecular function: RNA binding. The coding region runs from base 116 to 346 and encodes 76 amino acids. Gene Ontology annotation, biological process: mRNA splicing, via spliceosome; spliceosomal snRNP assembly. The transcript has 3 exons. Gene Ontology annotation, cellular component: U4 snRNP; U2-type prespliceosome; SMN-Sm protein complex. The record is from RefSeq and is a predicted model, not a curated record.
AAAAACCUCGAAAACAUUGUGGGAAGUUUGUCAGCGGCGGACGCUUUGUUUAUCUCCACUAAAACACCACUAAUUGCUGUAUUUCCGUGUGAAUAUCGAGUGGAAUCCCUGAAAGAUGUCUAAAGCUCACCCACCAGAGUUGAAGAAGUUCAUGGACAAGAGGAUGAGCCUCAAGCUGAACGGGGGCCGCACCAUUGUGGGCAUUCUCAGAGGAUUCGACCCCUUCAUGAAUGUGGUGAUCGACGAGACGAUAGAGGAGUGCAGAGACGGUUCCCGCAACAAUAUUGGAAUGGUGGUCGUCCGGGGGAACAGCAUCAUCAUGGUGGAGGCACUGGAUAGAAUAUAGAAUACCGCUAUACAUUACCCCAACACACGAAGUAAAGCAGGAGAGUUAAAAAGAUUGUUGUUUCUUGGAACAUUUUUCUCUCAUCCAGUAAAUUUCAAUACUCCUU